AUGGUGAAAUGGCAUCAGCUGUUUGCACGCGCGACCGAGAGGGACUCUCCGCAUCUUCGCGAGGAGAUGCGACGAUUGCUUCCGACUUCCAAUCAUGAUUUCCCUCCAUCUGCGUUCCCUGCCAAGGAAGUGACCAAAGUCGCCCUACGUCUCAAAUACCAGAUCGAAGAGGUGAUCCCAAUUGAGAUCGCAGAAGACAAGGUCACCGCCGCCAACAGCCCGAUCAUUACCCCCAAAGUGGUCGCAACAGCCAAACAGGCAGGCGGCGAGGACUAUGCCGCGUGUGUGGUCUAUUGCCUGCUGGUCUGUAAGCGCUGGUUUGUCCGACAGGCCAAUCUGGAGCUCUGGGAUGCCGACUUACAUCAUGUACGGGCUGUGGCCUGUGAAAUCCUCGCCAAGCGCAUCAUUGAGGGCGAAGAGGACCAGGAAUUCCUGUUGCAAGACGUGCUUUUGAAGAGAUACUCGGUGCUGCGCAAGGACGAGGUAACCCAGCCUGCCAAUGCGAUCGAGAGAGCCGUCGACCUACACUGCUUGACCGUCAUCGGUUCUUCCGGAUACCAGAAAUGCAUCAAGUAUCUGUGGCGCGGCUGGAUCCAUCAAGACGACAAAGAUCCGAGCAACUAUGUCUUCUACGCGCAACGCGACAACACCAACUACUGGGCCCAUCUCGACCCUGACCGGAUGCGGGCGCCCAUCUACCAGAACGUCGUCCAGAUCUCGUUUUCCAUCAUCUAUCUUGCGCUGUUCACGGGCGCUGUGAACACGAUUAACGAGGAUGGCGACCUCGACGUUGUCGAAGGCAUCCUUUAUCUGAUGACGCUAGGCUUCAUAUGCGACGAGUUUGCCAAGUUCUGGAAGGUUGGAUUGUGGUACUUUGGGUUCUGGAAUGCAUUCAACAACUUCCUGUACGCGUUGCUCACAGCAUCAUUCGUCAUCCGCAUGAUGGCGCUGGCUCACUCGCCCGAGGCAAGUGACGAACGGCGGGCCGAGCUCAACAAGCUAGGCUAUCAUAUCUUCUGCUUCUCCGCCCCGAUGUUCUGGAUGAGGCUGUUACUGUACCUCGACACGUUCCGCUUCUUUGGGGCCAUGCUGGUAGUACUCAAAGUCAUGAUGCGCGAAUCCAUCAUCUUCUUCGCUUUAUUGGUCGUGGUCUGCGUGGGCUUCUUGCAGGCCUUUAUCGGUCUCAACCAAGUGGAAGGGAACAGUUCGAUCACGUCUUUUAUCCUGACAGCCAUGGCCAAUUCGGUCAUGCAGUCACCUGAAUUCGACGGAUUCGACGACUAUGCCCACCCGUUCGGGCUGAUCUUGUACUACAUCUUUACCUUCGUCGUCAUGGUCAUUCUCCUCAACAUCCUGAUUGCGCUAUACAACAGCGCAUAUGAGGACAUCACAGACAAUGCCAUCGACGAGUACAUGGCCAUGUUUGCGCAAAAAACCCUACAAUUCACCCGGGCUCCGGACGAGAAUGUUUUCAUCGCUCCCCUGAAUCUCAUCGAGCUCUUUUUUCUGAUCAUUCCGUUCGAGUGGUGGAUGGACAGGUACCACUACGGAAGACUCAACGACUACGUCAUGGCCGUCAUCUACUCGCCCCUGCUCCUCGGCACGGCCGCCCUGGAAGCCAGAGAGGCACAGUCGGUCCGGAACAAUCGUAAGCGAGGCGAAGAGGACGACGACACCGUCGAAGAGUGGGAAGAGUUGGAGGACGAACUGGACUUUGAAGCUGAAGGCUGGGAGAAGAAAGUCCGUACCACGAAACCCAUCGUCGAGGUCGAUACCGAUGUUCAGGAGAUUCGACAGCUCAAGGAACAGGUCAAAGAGCUUCACCAUAUGAUUAGGGCUUUGAGCCCGGAAGUUGGGAGUGAUGGGAAGUGA
This is a messenger RNA of Capronia epimyces CBS 606.96, 1872 nucleotides long. RefSeq lists its product as uncharacterized. The transcript is spliced from 2 exons. NCBI's taxonomy places the organism in Eukaryota, Fungi, Ascomycota, Eurotiomycetes, Chaetothyriales, Herpotrichiellaceae. Bases 1 to 1872 code for a protein of 623 amino acids. The record is from RefSeq and is a predicted model, not a curated record.